Molecule: messenger RNA, 3999 nt
Organism: Aspergillus lentulus
Lineage: Eukaryota; Fungi; Ascomycota; Eurotiomycetes; Eurotiales; Aspergillaceae
Source: RefSeq, a predicted model, not a curated record
AUGGCGCCCCCAACUGAAAGCAAUUCUCACUCUGCCGGACAAAAUGGCAAGCAGCGCAUGUACCUCAGUGACGCCGCUCAGGAUCUGUUUAGCCAGGCAGGGCGAAUCAUCCCCGACUUGCGGACGAUCCAAGAACUCGGUCAGACAACCUUUAACGGAGGUCUGGUUGAUGACCGAAAAUAUCUGAUCGAGAAUAUUAUCCAGGUCACGGCCUCCCUGCCAAAUACAUCUGGAUUGCGAGAGAAGAUUACGGACGCGUUUGUCAGCACUCUAUGGGACAACCUCCAGCAUCCUCCUCUAUCUUAUCUCGGGGAUCAAUUCAGGUAUCGGACUGCAGAUGGGAGCUAUAACAAUAUCAUGUACCCCCAUCUCGGGGCAUCUGGAAGCCAUUAUGCCCGGACCGUCACCCCUAAGCAUCCGAGGCCUGCCGUGCUUCCUGAUCCGUCAUAUAUAUUUGACACCCUACUGGCACGCGGCGGUCCUGCAAGGGAACACCCAAGCAAGAUAUCCAGCAAUCUCUUCUACCUAGCGACAGUGAUCAUCCACGACCUCUUCCACACGGAUGAACGAGACAGCACCAAAGUAAAGAACUCUUCCUAUCUCGACCUCGGGCCCCUGUAUGGCCAUGACCAAGAGCAGCAAAACAAGGUUAGGACCUUCACAGACGGUCUGUUAAAACCCGACACAUUUGCAGAAAAACGACUCCUCACGCAGCCGCCGGGUGUUUGCGCACUUCUAGUUGCAUUCAAUAGAUUCCACAACUGGGUCGUGGGGGAACUGGCGUACAUUAACGAAGGUGGAAGAUUCAGUUUGCCUGCUGGGAUGAAGCAGGAGGAUCCACGGUACAACGGCGCUCUGGCUAAGAGAGAUAAUGAUUUGUUCCAGACGGGGAGACUGAUAACAUGCGGCCUAUAUGUCAACAUCAUCCUGAACGACUACCUCCGCACAAUCCUCAACCUCAAUGAGAAUUCCAGCCAUUCAGACUGGACACUCGACCCUAGAAAGAGUCUGGAAGUGUUCGACAAAGGCGGCAUUCCUCGGGGAGUCGGAAACCAAGUUAGUGCCGAGUUCAACAUGAUUUACCGCUGGCACGCGGCCAUCAGUAAUCAGGAUGAGGCAUGGGCGAACAGUCUCUGUCAAAGGGUCUUUGGACCAGAUAUUGAUGGCAGCACAUUAUCGGUAAAUCAGUUUCUCGAUGGAUUACGAAAAUACUUCGAGGACAAUGUACCGGGCGAACCUGCAACGUGGACCUUUGGAGGGCUGGAACGGCAGCAGGAUGGACGCUUCACCGAUAGUGAGCUUGUUCAUCUCAUAGCAGAUGGGUGCGAGAACGUCGCUGGUAAACGCAGCUAUCGUUGGUUUAGCAUAGCAUUGACGUUUCCAGGGGCAUUCGGUGCCAGGAACAUUCCCAAGGUAAUGAAAGCCAUUGAGAUGCUCGGGAUUGAACAAGGACGGCAAUGGCAGCUGGCUACUCUGAAUGAGUUCAGAACGUUUUUCAAACUAAAGCCGUAUUCAACCUUCCUGGAGGUCAACUCGAAGCCAGCUAUUGCGGAAGCACUGGACGCACUAUACGGUCACCCUGAUAAUAUAGAGCUAUACGUUGGCAUACAGGCUGAAGAAGCCAAAGAGCCCUUCUAUCCAGGCUCAGGGCUGUGUCCUGGGUUCACCAUCUCUGCGGCUAUCCUAUCUGAUGCAGUUGCCCUCGUUCGCGGAGAUCGAUUCUACACUGUCGACUAUAGUCCAGCCAGCCUGACCAAUUUUGGCUUCAAUGCCGCGAGCUCCGACUUUGAUGUUGCUGGUGGGGGUGUGAUGUACAAGUUGCUGAUGAGAGCCUUCCCUGGAUGGUACCAACCAAACAGCGUCUAUGCGCUUUAUCCAUUUGUGACACCAAACAAGUCUCGCGAGAUUAUGGACAAAUAUAUGAGAUUCAAAGACCUGAAUUUCGAUCGACCGUCAUACACUCCGCUGCCUGUGCCGGUCACAACCUGGGAAGGUGCCACAAAGGUCUUGGAGGACCAGAAGCGGUUCCAUGUUCCUUGGGGAGCACAUACAUUCCAGAUUACCGGGCAUGAUUACAUGCUGAGCGGGGAUACUGCAGCGAAUGCAGAGCAAAGGCGGUUCGUCAACGAGUGUCUCUACGAACGAAAGUCUGUACUUGAGGACGUGCGAAAGCUAUACGAGUCCAUCACGACAGACCUGCUUCAUGAGAAAAGCUUCCAGUUCCGGGACUGUUACCAUGUUGACAUUGUGCGAGACGUUGGGAACCUAGCACACGCACAUUUCUGCUCGCAGUUUUUCAGCAUUCCGCUCGAGGACAACAAGGACCCCUUACCUGACGCUUAUACACCCAGAGAGCUCUCCGAUGCGCUUUCCUUGUUGUUCGGCUAUGUCUUCCUAGAUCUUGAGCCCACGGAUUCUCUCAGGAACAGGAUCGCAGCAGCAGCGGAGGCGCAGAGAAUGGGCACUAUCAUGGCUAAGUCAGUCUCCAACGCCGGAGAUAGCGUCGUCAGACGUUUCAUGCAGGCUCUUGGGAGGAGCGAGGCCGGACCAGGGAGCUAUGGCCAGCAACUUGUCAACCGAUUACUGAGAGAGGGCAAGAGUGUCGAUGAAGUCGUCUGGACCAUAAUUCCAACCGCAGCCGCGGCGUGCGCGACUCAGGCACAGGGAUGGGCACAAAUGCUCGACCUCUAUUUGUCGGACAAAUACGCCUCGCACUGGCGAGAUAUACAAAAGCUCGCACGCUCCACUGAUCCUAGAGCGUUCGAAAAGUUGAAGAAAUAUGCUCUAGAGGGGUACGAUCUCACGAUUGAGUCUUUGGCUUGUGCUGAUAUGUACAGAUUCCGCCUGUCUACUCCGGCUUUUGGUGUCCUCCGGACAGCAGUCAACGCAGUCACAAUCAAGGAUGGAAACGCCUCUACAACCGUCCACAAAGGGGAUAGCCUUUUCGUAGACUUUAUUACUGCAGGUCGCGAUCCGGUCAAGUUUCCCGACCCUGACGAGAUCCGACUCGACCGUCCGGCGGAAAUCUACAUCCACCAUGGCUGGGGUCCACAUGCGUGCCUUGGAAGGGCAAUUGUCACCACAGCUGGUGCAGCCCUCUUGCGUGUCCUCGGUCGGCUCGAAAAUAUCCGACGAGCUCCCGGACCCGCCGGAGAGAUGAAGAGCAAGAUGGUGAAUGGUGCGUUUAAGCUGUACUUGCGCGAAGAUGGAUCUGCCUGGACUCCGUUCCCUCAAAAUAUGAAAGUUGUAUUCGAUUGCUUCAAGAAGCACUGGCACCAGUCGAACCUAACCGCGCUGGCAGACACGUUUGGCCGGCAGAUCGUGGGGUUCCACAACCCAACCAAAGGCCUUAUCCUCGACAUCGUCGAAUGCCUUAUCCAGCGUGAUCUCGACUACAAAACAGCUGAUAUCCGACAAGGACGCGCCCAGCUGCGUGCUGCGCUCGCCGCAUCCACCACGAAGAAAGUCGUGCUCAUCGUCCACUCGCAAGGCGGGAUUGUGGCGUCGUCGAUUAUUGACUGGUUGUAUGGCGAGUUAAGCGAAUCCCAUAUGCAGAAAUUAGAGAUAUACACCUUCGGCAACGCAGCGAGACAGUUCCGCAAUCCGCCUCUGCACGAGCCGCAGGACAACCAGCCGGUUGGAAACAGGCCCCGGAGACAGAUCCAAGGAGAGCGAGCAAUCCGGCAUAUCGAACACUACGCAAACAAGCGGGACUUCGUGGCUAACAUCGGGGUCCUGCAGUUCGCAGCGCCCGCGGGCGCAUAUUCAAAUGCGAGCGUGUUUUCUGGGACCGUCUUUGUCCGAGAGGGGUCGGGGCAUUUGUUUAAUAUACAUUAUUUGGAUCCGAUGUUUGGGGAGGACAGUUCCUUUAUGGAGGGUAUGGUCUAUGUGCGGCCUGGCGAUGGGCCGGGGAAGACUGUCUCGAUGCGAAUCAGGGAACUGUCCAGACUGUACAAGUAUAGGAAUGGGAAGAGUCCAGAGGAUCAGGAUGCUACGUGA